AUGGAUCCUGGAGUUGAGAACAGUUUGUCGAUAGAAGCAGUUCAGAAGGAGAGACGAAAUCUGGGACAAGAGAUUUACUGGCUUGAUGCUUCGGAACCCCACUUGAACUCAACCCCAGAAACAGUCGCAGGUAAGGCUAAUGAGAACACAAGAAACAGAGUAUUUAUAUAACUCAAUCACCAUGCAACGACAUGCACGCCAUGAUUAAUAGUUCCCUCAUUAAUCGCUGGGACUCCUUUGUCAUUCGACGAUCGCCUGAUAAUCUGCUUUGCUGGUUCUUGGCGUGAAAACUACUUGAUAAUUCGGUUCACUGUCUUGGAAGUGUUGGUCGUCCGUCCUCCCUCACAAGCGUGCCCAAUGUGUUUGCCAAGGCAAAGUCCCAGCAUGGAAUAUUAAGCGGGACGGUAGCAUUGUUUUACGUUUAUUCCCUAGGGUCUGGCGGUAGGGACCAUCGAAUCAGUCCUGCUGAACAAAUGCGCUGAGACGGUGAAUCGCCUCGAAAAUACCCAAAUCCUCCAAGUCUUGAUGCUCUGCAUCAGGACGUACUUCACCUUCGACGGCACAAUCUUCAGUGGGUUCACUGAGUUCGGGACUCAUAACCGAGGCGGUGAUCCAGCCCUUGGAUUCACUGGUCUUCCGACGCCACAGACCAAAAUUCUGGGCUCGGUAUAUGGAUGAUACCUUCGCCGUCAAUGAAAGGGAUCAGGUGACAACAUUAGAAGACCGUCUCAACCCCAUCUCCCGAACACACGAUUCACCAUGCGGGAGAAAAAACCACCAGCUGGCCUUCAUCGCGGUUCUCGUCUGUCGCAAAGACUGUGAUGGCCUAAAAAGUAAAGCGUUUAGGAAGGAGACUACUACGACGCAAGUUCUGAGUCACAACAGCAGCCACCCAAUUAGCCGCAAACGCAGUUGAGUAAGAGCGCCAUAUCGGCAUGUUCAAGGGCACAAGGUUGCUCAAAUACGAUACUUUCAAGGAGUGAUUAGAGAGAAUGGUUACCCGCAGAACCGGCUCAUGCGCAGACAAGAAAAGAGAUACAAUCGGACCAACCCUAAAUUUUGCCAAGCGUUCUCGUACUGGACGAAGCCUGCUCACAUAAGUUUCAGUUGGAUUAGGCAGCUUGCGGAAUAUGUUCUCCAGUGCUGCGUCGCGUAUCAUUUCCUGUUCGCGGGCUUGUUGAGCUAUCCUCUGCAGGAGCAGAUUUGUAUCGAUCUCCUCCAUGAACUCACGGCAUCUGGUCUUUUCUUGGUCAAUCCUUUGACGGUACUUGCGAAGUCUCGCGUGACAAUCUUGGAGGAGCACUCGGAUCAUCCUUCUGCCGUGCUGAAAUACUGCUCGUCUCGCCAAAUCUGUGUUAACCGGGGCUUGUAUGAAACACAUUUCGGCAACACAUUAUUGGUGAGACACCUGUGCAGAAACCGGAUCUGCGCAUACGUGGAGGCCUCCCGAAGGGCGAAGGUUUCCCAUCGCCGGGCCGAUUGCAGCGCAUCGCGCUCAAAUACAUUGCCAAUAGAAGCGAAGAGACGAGUCCCAGGUAGCAGACUUGAAGAAGAAGAAGACACGAUCGACGGGACUUCCAAUAUCUUCCCGUCCAAUGCUCGGUGCUGAGACUUCGCCUAGGCGGAGAAAUUGGUCACGUGGGGAGCGCACAGGUCAGCACUUAUACCAACACCCGGGUCAGCGAGUCAGAUGGUCCAACAAUGAUCACACCAACAUCCAACGCACUUGAUGAAAUCGCAUCAAUUAACGACGCGAAUGUCGGUCAUCACGCCACUUUCAGCGAUCCCUGAUGAAAGGUGGAGGGGCUGGGGUCAGACGAGAGCCGUGAAUAUGCAUAGGUAUGCGGUAGCAUGGCGACUGCAUCCUAUAAAUACUGCAGUCCCUUGUGCAUGAAGAAACCGUAUCUACUUUUGCCUCUGAUGAUGGGUUUGAGCAGGAAUCCGAAACGUCAGGCGAUCCUGUCUCCUUCUUCAUGAUCUCCGUUUAUUAAUAAAUGCAAUGGCCUCUUCCCACCAUAUCUGGUCCCGAAGACAGCUUGGGUAGAGUUAUUACCCACUUGGUGAGUGGGCAUUCGGACGGUCUUCAAAACCAGAGUCGAUGAACCAGACGAUGGGUUUUUGGUGAAAAUUUGAAACGUCCUCCUUUCACCACUCCCUUCUACUUGUUGAUUGAACUUUAUCAGUCAUGUAUACCUUUUUGACAGAACUAGACUGAUAAAACCUGUGUCAGACUUGAACUCGUUGACUGACCACAUAUGUGCCUCUGUCAUUCAGCGCAUGAAAUCGUGUCUGCUAAUAAGGCAAAUAUUUCAGUCAUUCGAAUAUCGGAUUAGUUAACGUUUUCGUGCCUAGAAUGUAAGAAGGCAUCCGUUAAGCCAAUAAUUGAUAAUGACAGUGAACAUUUAUAGUGAACGUAUUUUAGUGAACGUUUUAUAGCCUAGAAUGUAAUAACGAAUCCGCUAAGCCAGUAAUUGAUGAUGACAGCUAAUUUAGUGCUGCCGUUUUUAACCGAAACCUUCUGCCUUCUGCGUGAGUCACCGAUUCCCGUCGGAUCCAAUGGUUAUAGAGGUCCUGUGGAAAAGUUAUCAAAAAAGUUCACUUAUCGGUUCAUGUCAACUAAGACAUUAAAGGCCCCUACCCUACAAGGAAGUGUUCAUAUCUUGGUCUGGUUGCCUAAAGACCGAUUUUUGAAAAUGGUGGCUUGCGGUUUUGAUGGCAUAAAUCGGUUUGUUUCUAUAAGCACACUGUAUGUAUUUGUUAGGCUAAAUACUAUUGCUGUAGGGAUGAGAAUGUUCCCAUUGGAGAAUUCAAAAGACAAUUUGACGAGCACACGUAAGUUUUUGAUAAAUUCUCAUCAGAAAUACGCAUUUGUAUUGCUAUCGACGUGAUUAAAAAGAAAAUGCGGGGAGAGGGUCUGGGUGGGUAAGGUGAAAAACAAAAUUACCGUCAGUGUCAGGGUGUAGAAGGGCAUGCCGGGCACUGGGACGAGUAAUUAUACGCAGAGGGCUAGCAUGGUGGAUUUAGCCCAUGGUGACUGUGGGGCCUGUACGAAGUUCUUUUGUGCGCUAUUCUGUUAUGCGAUGGAAGCGAACAGGUGAGUUCCAAGAAGCAGUUCAGAAGAAGAAGCGAUCACUGGAACAACAAAUUUGUUUGCUUGACCUAAUAGAUUCCCACUCGAACUUAUCAUCAGAGACGGUUACAGAUAAGGAUAGUAAAGGCACUAUGGCGCAGGACCGCAUACCUAUCAUAACUAGCGGCACAUUUGAUAACCGUUAGGUUUUGAAAUUUAUGCGAUUUAUGGCAUCAUCAGCGCCUACGCUCCGCCGGUGACCAACCCUGACGCCGCAAGAGACAAGUUUUACGAGGACCCGCACGCCCUGCUGGGGACUGUGUCAAAGGCGAACAGGUUGAUUGGCCUUAAUGACUUGGUGGCCGUUCGCGUCUCCUUGCCCUCCUCCUCUGUCACGCUGCAUUUCUGUCCGCCUUACACUCCCUGUCAAGUCGCUGCUGAGAUGCGCGUGGCUUGUCACUAGCCUCGCGAGUGCUCCCGGCUGGCGGACGCGGGGACAACGAAAAGCGCAAACACGCCCUGGGUCUCAGCACCUCGAAGCCGGACACAGACAACAACUGGCCUGGAGAGCGCGCUCGUGGCGAUUGCCCACAGAGCCUUUGUGUACGCACUUCCUCAACAGUAAAGGUUGUCCGACUCACUCCGUCCUCCCGGACUUUUGAUUGGGAAUCUUUAUCUUGUUAACUACACUACUUCUGACAAUUGGUGACUCCCUUGCGAACAGCCGUCUUCCUUCUUCCGAAUCUACGAUAAAGUCAGGCAUUUAUCAUGGACAAUUUUCCACCGGAAGUGUAGCAUAUUUUAACACCCGUCUUCGGCGUUCUUUCGGCCGCGCAGCAUACUUAGAUGGCCGAUCGGCUUAUGGAGAUGCACGGUUUUUAUAAACCAUUUAUUUCAGCACUGUCAACUUCCCCAAUUCCUCCAGCGCCUCCAAUUUCGCAGUUUGAGAUCGAACUCAGCAAGCCCGCCGAUGAUAUAACUUCUCUCCAGAAGUAGACAGUCUCUCCCUCAUCUCGUAGCAAAACCGAAGCCGUCCACCCUGCUUGUCCAGUCUUCACAUUCAGCACGUUCAAACGCAGCUGCCAUCUGCUGGUACCACACCACAUUUGGUGUUAAAACCCGUCACUGCAUCUCUCCCUGCUCCUUCACCUUCAAGCAGAGCAAACGGGAAGGUCAUUGCAGCCAAUCUUCCCGACAGCUCUAACCAUGGUCGCACAUUUUACGUCCGCGACACCCGGAGUGGCAGAAGUUUCUUGGUUGACACUGGUGCCCAGCCAAGCGUCAUUCCACCCACACCAGCUGAUCGUCGGUGCCCCAAUCGCAGUCCUUUCCUACAGGCCGUAAACACCUCGCCAAUCGCUAACUUUGACAGCUGCUCCCUCUCUCUGGACAUAGGUCUCCAGCGUAUUUUCCCCUGGGGUCUUCGUCGUCGCUGAGAUCCCCUGUGCCAUUCUCGGUGCAGAUUUCCUCGGCGCUUUCGAUCUUCCGGUCGACUGCCGUCAGUCACGUCUAAACAAUAAGUCCACCAGCCUCCCUGUCCGGGGUUUCUCUUCCCCUGACGUUUCUCGUCAACUCGCUGUCUUGGACCCUGAACCCAGAAAAUCCAUUUCGGCAACUCCUCGCCAAAUACCCCGACCUCACUCGUCCCAACUUCAACGCUUCUAUUCCACCACACGAUGUUGUUCACCACAUUCGGACCACUGGCCCUCCCGUGUUUUCUCGACUAUGCCGUCUCGCGCCUGCACGUCUUGCUGCCGUCAAGGCAGAAUUCGAACACAUGCUACAGAUGGGCAUCAUCCGUCAAUCUGAAAGCCCAUGGGCCUCACCCCUCCACAUGAUCCCAAAGGUCGCCACUGGUGAGUGGCGCCCCUGCGGUGAUAACACGGCCCUGAACAACAUUACUGUCCCGGACAGCUACCCUCUCCCACAUCUUCAGGUUUUUGCCAGUGUCCAUUCAGCAAGUCUGUGUUUUCCAAGAUCGAUCUGGUCCGUGCUUUCCAUCAAAUUCCCAUCGCCCUAGAGGAUCUUUCGAUGACGGCCGUCACCACCCCCUUUGGCCUCUUUGAGUUCCUGCGCAUGACGUCUUGACUCCGCAACGUCUCACAGACCUUUCAGAGGUUCGUAGACAGAGUGCUUCGCGGCCUACCAUUUGUCUGCGCCUAUAUCGACGACUUUCUGGUAGUAACCUCCACCGCCUAAGAACACAUGGAGCAUUUGGCAACGGUGUUUGAUCACCUUCAACAAAACAACGUUGUUUUUAACCCGUCUAAGUGCGUCUUCGGUGUUUUCCCCAUCGAAUUUCUCGGUCAUCUGGUCGACUUCCGUGGCAUCCAUCCUCCUCGCUCGAAGGUUACGUCCAUCCGUGAUUUUCCUCCUCCCUCUUUCAAACGUCAGCUGCAGCGAAUUCUGGGAAUGGUCACUUUCUACCGCCGUUUCAUCCCUCACUGUGCCGGCACCAUGCUGCCGCCCACGAGCCUCCUCUUGGUUUCCAAAGGUUCGUUCGAGCUGUCUGCAGACCCCCUCACUGCUUUUGAUAAGGUGAAGGCUGCCCUGGCCGACGCCACCCUCCUUACCCAUUUUUCUCCCGAAGCUCCCAUCUCCUCUAAUGUUGCAGUAGGCGCGGUUCUCCAACAGCACCUUGCAGGUCGCACCUAACCCUUAGCUAUCUUCUCCAGUAAGUUAUCACCUGCCGAGACGCGCUAUAGCAUAUUUGGACGGGAGCUCCUUGCUGUCUUCCUCACCGUGAAACACUUCCGGCACUUUAUGAGGGCAGGAACUUCACUGUCUUCAUGGUUUGCAAGCCCAUUUCGUUAGCUCUCAAGCCCACGUCUGAUAAGCUGAAGCCCCGGAAAAUUCGCCAACUGGACUACAUCUCACAGUUUACCUCAGACAUCUGCCACAUCGACGGGUCACGCAAUGAGGUGACUGACGCACUGUCCAGGCCCUCCAUCGCACAUAACCAACUUUCACCGGGGAUCAAUCUAGCUAAUGUGGCUGUCGAACAACUCCGUGUCGAUUCACCCUGUGAUGAGGAUGUUUCCAGACUCCAACUUCAGGAACUACCACUAACAACUGGGAACGACACCAUUUUAUGCGACGUAUCCACCCCUUCCAAUCGUCCAUUUGUGCCACCAUUUCUCCACCGCAAAGUUUUCUCCUCCCUUCAUAACCUCUCUCACCCUGGGAGUCGAGCAAUCGACAAGCUGGUUUCCGACCGCUUCGUUUGGCCUGGGAUGCACAAGGACCUCAAGGCAUGGACACGGGCUUGUAUGGCACUGUCAACGGAGUAAGAUCCAGCGGCACAACAAGGCCCCCAUUUGCACCUUCCCCGGUCCUGGUGCAAGGUUCAGUCAUGUUCACCUGAACAUUGUAGGCCUCCUGCCUCUUUCCAAUGGCUGUUCCUAGUUACUUACCUGCAUGGAUCGAUUCACACGGUGACCGGAAGCUAUUUCACUGCCUGCUGUUGCUGCUCCAAUGGUCGUUAAAGCUUUCCUCAGUCGUUGGGUUGCCAUUUUCGGUGCUCCCUCCACUAUCACGACUGACUGCGGUGCCAAAUUUCAAUCUAACCUCUUCCAUUCUCUUUUCUUCUUUUAGGCUGUACUCGCAUCCACACUACAGCCUAUCAUCCGGCAGCCAAUGGGAUAGUCGAGCGGUUUCACCGUCAGCUGAAGGCCUCCAUACGCGCCGCAGACGAUCCGGAGAACUGGACAGACUACCUCCCUAUAUUCCUGUUGGACAUUCGCUCCUUCCUCAAGUCGGACCUUGACUGCUUUGCUGCUGAACUCGUGUGCGGCGCAACCGUCCAACAUCGAGGUCAGGCGAUCUCGCCAACCCCGCCAGUAGCACUUGAGGAUCCUACCAACCUCCUGCAUCGCCUCCGGCAAUUCAUGCGGACUAUUUCCUUGGUUGCGCCCAGGUCAUCUAACUUCGAGUCUUACCUCGAGAAAGACUUGGCGACAUGCUCUUACUUCUACCUCCGAUGUGAUCGAGUCCGCCGGCCCUUGGAACCACCCUACGACGGCCCCUUCCGAGUUAUCUCUCGUGGGACGAAGAACUUCCGCAUCCACCGCUGA
Molecule: messenger RNA, 7143 nt
Organism: Spirometra erinaceieuropaei
Lineage: Eukaryota; Metazoa; Platyhelminthes; Cestoda; Diphyllobothriidea; Diphyllobothriidae
Source: the annotation of a GenBank genome assembly